This is a messenger RNA of Stomoxys calcitrans (stable fly), 1054 nucleotides long. RefSeq lists its product as uncharacterized. The coding region runs from base 144 to 575 and encodes 143 amino acids. Lineage: Eukaryota; Metazoa; Arthropoda; Insecta; Diptera; Muscidae. The record is from RefSeq and is a predicted model, not a curated record. The transcript has 3 exons.
GUGAUGAUAAAAAGUGCAUUGUAUGCAACAAUAAAAACUGCAGAGCUGUGAGUGACUGUCCAACAUAUCAGUCGUUGGAACGCAGUGAAAAAUGGAACGUGGUGAGAACCAAGAAGCUUUGCAAAUACUGUUUGGGUGUGCAUAUGGGAGAAUGCAGGAAAAAGAAAAAGUGCGGCGAGGAAGGCUGUGAGUACUAUCACCAUUCUUCCCUACAUCGAUAUACGUCACCUUCACCACCUGUUGGAAGCAAACAAACGUCAAAUCAAAAUAUGACAAACAGUUCAAAUGAAAGAGACGUGAUACAUAAUUCCCACAAUAAUAUGUUGACAAAUAUUUUGUUUAAAAUUGUGCCAAUUACUAUAUAUGGAAAUAAUAAAAGCAUCGAAACCUAUGCGUUUAUUGAUGAGGGUUCGUCGGUCAGCCUUAUGGAUAAUUCAAUUGCCAGUGAUCUAAAAAUUGAUGGUGUGGCUAGCCCCCUGUGUUUGAAAUGGACGGGAGGGAACAGCAAAACCCGUGUGUCUUUAAACCGCAGCGUUAUCGCCAUCUCCGAAAUUUGCCUGUUAAAAGUUAUGUGAACGCUGAGCCAAAACUACUUAUUGGAUUAAAUCAUCUUAAUUUGGGUAUUUCCAACAAGAUUCGUGAAGGUGCCUCCAAUGAGCCUGUUGCUGUCCGAACGAAACUGGGAUGGCUCAUAUACGGCACAACAUCCGAACCAGAUCAUACAAGUAAGCCAUUUAAUUUUCAAGUAUGUAAUUGUACAGCUAGCGAUGAAAAAUUAGAUGAGUUAGUAAGAAGUUUUUACACACUCGAGAGCAUUGGGAUAUGUACAAAAGACCCUCUUAAAUCUGAAGAUGAGAGUCGAGCAUUAAACUUAUUAAGCAAAUACAUGAAGCAAAAGGCAAGUGGUAAUUAUGAGGUUCCAUUAUUAUGGAAGUUUGAUUGUGUCGAACUGCCAAACAGUUUUGAUAUGGCUAUAAAGCGGUUAACUUGCCUCGAAGGGAAGUUAAAACGAAACUUUGAUCUCUUAAACAUUUUUCGAGAUACAAUUUCUAAA